Ficedula albicollis (Collared flycatcher) is the source of this 1234-nucleotide messenger RNA. Its product is annotated as uricase-like. Gene Ontology annotation, molecular function: urate oxidase activity. Gene Ontology annotation, biological process: urate catabolic process; purine nucleobase catabolic process. Lineage: Eukaryota; Metazoa; Chordata; Aves; Passeriformes; Muscicapidae. The record is from RefSeq and is a predicted model, not a curated record. Gene Ontology annotation, cellular component: peroxisome. The transcript has 7 exons. Bases 22 to 1110 code for a protein of 362 amino acids.
AUCAGGCCUCUGCAAUUUAUAAUGAAAAUAUUCUCAUUACCACAGGUAACUACAAAAAUAAAGGCCAUAAGCACUGUUUUCGUUUCAUUGACAUUCUUUCACGACAGCUUAACUCAGGCUUCCACUGCAUUUCUUUACAACUGCCACAUGUUUUCUUUGCAGAUCAAGGACAUUGAAGUCCUCAACUGUGAAUAUGGCAAGAAUACAAUUAAGUUCCUUCGCCUUCACAGAGAGGGAAAGAAGCAUUUUGUCAAAGAAGUGGAAGUGUGUGCACAUCUCCGGCUGACUUCUCCCCAGGAGUACCUGGAAGGAAACAAUUCUCUUGUGAUACCUACGGACACCAUAAAGAAUAUCGUCCUUGUGUUGGCCAAAAAAAAUGGGAUCCCAAGUUUAGAACAAUUUGCUAUAGAUAUCUGCAAUCACUUCAUGACAACAUUUUGCCAAGUGGCGUACGUCAAAACCUACGUUCAAGAAGUACCAUGGCAACGUCUGCAUGAGGAUGGCGUUCCCCACAUCCACUCAUUCAUAUGUGUUCCUGAUGGGAUCCGCUUUUGUGAAGCUGAGCAGUGCCGGAAUGGUCCUCUGGUUGUCUUUGCUGGAAUUAAGGACCUGAAACUUAUGAAGACAACACAGUCUGGAUUUGAAGGCUUCUAUAAGAAUGAACACACCACACUUCCUGAAAGGCAUGACAGGAUUCUAUGUGGAGAGCUCUUCUGCAAAUGGUCAUACGGCGAAUGCAAGGAUUUUGACUUUAACUGCAUAUGGAAGAAAAUCCGUGAAUGUAUCCUUGAAGCCUUUGCCGGACCACCUGACUGUGGGGAAUAUUCACCCUCUUACCAGAAAACUAUCAACUCUAUCCAGAUGCUUGUCCUUUCCAGAGUGUCACAGGUACAGGUCAUAGAAGCCGUCUUGAACAACACUUUUUAUAACGUUGUAGACAUGAAGAAUCUAGGCUUGGACAAUGACAAAGAAGUUUUGGUUCCAGUGGAAGCUCCUUAUGGCUCCUGUACUUGCACACUUGGCCGGAAGAAGUUCUUUGAAGCACAAGGCCAGAUGAUGAGAGAUGAGAGAAAAUGCCAGUUUGGACUGGCAGCUGCCCAGGGAAACUAAACCUCUUGGCUAUACUCAACCUUCCUGAUAAACUUAAUAGCAUGGCUUUCCUAUCAAUGUUUACUCCUUAUUGGCCUCUUCCAUUGCUGACUUCUUUUUCCUCUAUGAACUCCUGAACAUGGGA